AUGUUCUGUAAAGCGACCCUGGUUUCCGUGGCUCUUGCCCUCCUCGCCACCGCAGGCCCCGUCGUCCGCACUCCUGGCAUCAGGAUUGCACUAGGGGAGCGCAGCAUGCUGACUCGUGCUGACGGGACCUUCGACCACGAGAAGGCGAUCCUGAACAACAUCAAGACCCAGAACAAGUACCAGAGGAACCUUCGGAGCCUGCUGGCGAACAAGGAGUUCCGCACAAUCCCUCCCUCUUUGCGGAAGCGUGCCUUUGGUAUCGAACUGCUUGAUCCUGCCAAAGAUGGCAGCAAAUGGCUGGGUUCUAUCACGAUCGGUACUCCUGACCAGCCCUUCAACAUUGACUUCGACACCGGCUCGUCCGAUCUAUGGGUUCCCAGCUCGUCCUGCACGAGCUCGACCUGCAGCAGCAAGAACAAGUACGAUGCCUCAGCUUCGUCCACCUCUUCCGAGCAGAGCGGUACAUUCACAAUCGUGUACGGUGAAAAUUCGACCGUCUCUGGUCCCAUCUACACCGACACUGUAACCAUCGCUGAGCUCUCCGCCACCGACCAGUACUUCUCUCCGGUCACGACGCUCUCGAGCUCCUUCGCGUCUGAUUCGAUUGACGGCAUCCUGGGUCUUGCCUAUCCUGAUCUCUCGAGCCUUGGUGGGAACCCCUUCUUCAACACGCUUAUCGAGCAGGGCACGGUCGACGCGGGCGAGUUUGGCUUUGUCCUAGCCUCGGUCGACUCGGAGCUCUUCCUCGGCGGCACCGAUACGUCCAGGUAUAUCGGCUCAAUCGAGUACCAUGACAUCGACACGUCGACAGGUUUUUGGCAGGCAACGGGCGCGGCGUGUUCCGUUGGCUCCACGACCACGAACAGCGGCUUCGACACCAUCAUCGACUCGGGCACGACGAUUAUGUACGGCCCGCCAAACGCAGUCCAGAGCUUUUACGCGGCGAUCCCGGGCAGUGCCGAAUACGACUCGGAUCAAAGAUUUUACUCGUACCCUUGCGACUCACCUCCGACCGUCGGCUUCAACUGGGGCGGCAAGACCUGGGAGAUCACUGAGGACAACUUCAACCUCGGCGAGACCGAAAGUGGCAGCGGCCAGUGUAUCGGUACGCUUGCCGCCGCCAGCAAGAGCCUCGGUCUAGGGGAUAACACCUGGCUGCUCGGCGAUGCCUUUAUGAAGAACGUCUACACCACGUUCUCGUUCGACAGGAACGCCGUCGGCUUCGCCACCCUCGCCUAGGCGCCAAGGGCACCUGUCGGAGUGUGCGGCGGUCGCGUGUGGGAGCUUGACUGAACCUGAGUAGCUGAUUCUUAUAGGGUUAUGGUAGCACUGUUCUAUGUUCCUGGACAGGCUUGACUUGAUCUGUUUGUUUGUGCGGAUUCUUCGUAGAGUGCAAUAUGCUUUGAAUUCUUUCGCAAUGAAACCCUUUUGUAAUGUUAACUC
This is a messenger RNA of Phanerochaete carnosa HHB-10118-sp, 1443 nucleotides long. RefSeq lists its product as uncharacterized. Bases 1 to 1239 code for a protein of 412 amino acids. Lineage: Eukaryota; Fungi; Basidiomycota; Agaricomycetes; Polyporales; Phanerochaetaceae. The transcript has 6 exons. Gene Ontology annotation, biological process: proteolysis. Gene Ontology annotation, molecular function: aspartic-type endopeptidase activity. The record is from RefSeq and is a predicted model, not a curated record.